CACGGGGGCGGCGCAGGCAGCCGGGCUCUGAGCCGCGCCCGCGGCCCCGCCGACUUCAGCACCCGGGACAGAGCCGCGCAGGGGCGGCGCAGCAGCUUCAGCACCGGGGACAGCGGCCGCUUCGCGCCGGUCUGCAGCCGGGGCCGCCCCUCUGCAGCCCGCGGCCGGGUCCCCGCCGCCCCGCUCGGCCCGGGGCCAUGUCCCGCCGCCACUCGAGGAUGCAGCCGCCGUCCGCCCCCCUGGCUUCGCUCCUGUGUCUCUGCCUGCUCGGGCUCCUGCGAAGAAGCCUGGGCACUGACACAGAGGAGCGGCUGGUUGAGUACCUCCUGGACCCGUCCCGCUACAACAAGCUGAUCCGUCCGGCCACCAACGGCUCAGAGCUGGUGACGGUGCAGCUCAUGGUGUCGUUGGCCCAGCUCAUCAGUGUGCACGAGCGGGAGCAGAUCAUGACGACCAAUGUGUGGCUGACACAGGAGUGGGAGGAUUACCGCCUCACCUGGAAGCCAGGGGACUUCGACAACAUGCGGAAGGUGCGCCUGCCCUCCAAGCACAUCUGGCUGCCGGAUGUCAUCCUCUACAACAAUGCCGACGGGAUGUACGAGGUCUCCUUCUACUCCAACGCGGUGGUCUCCUAUGAUGGCAGCAUCUUCUGGCUGCCCCCGGCCAUCUACAAGAGCGCCUGCAAAAUCGAGGUCAAGCACUUCCCCUUCGACCAGCAGAACUGCACCAUGAAGUUCCGCUCGUGGACCUACGACCGGACGGAGAUCGACCUGGUGUUGAAGAGCGAUGUGGCCAGCCUGGAUGACUUCACGCCUAGCGGCGAGUGGGACAUCAUCGCUCUGCCGGGGCGGCGGAACGAGAACCCUGACGACUCCACCUAUGUGGACAUCACCUACGACUUCAUCAUCCGCCGCAAGCCGCUCUUCUACACCAUCAACCUCAUCAUCCCCUGCAUCCUCAUCACCUCACUGGCCAUCCUGGUCUUCUACCUGCCCUCCGACUGCGGCGAGAAGAUGACGCUCUGCAUCUCCGUACUGCUGGCCCUCACCGUCUUCCUGCUGCUCAUCUCCAAGAUCGUGCCACCCACCUCGCUGGACGUGCCGCUGGUGGGCAAGUACCUGAUGUUCACCAUGGUGCUGGUGACCUUCUCCAUUGUCACCAGCGUGUGCGUGCUCAAUGUGCACCACCGCUCGCCCACCACGCACACCAUGCCGCCCUGGGUCAAGGUGGUCUUCCUGGACAAGCUGCCCACAGUCCUCUUCAUGAAGCAGCCGCGCCAGAACUGUGCCCACCAGUGGCUGCGCCAGCGCCGGCAGAACCAGGAGCGGGCCAGCAGCAGCUGCUUCCUGCGGGAGAGCGCCCGCUCCUGCACCUGCUUUGCCAACCAGGCCACCAUCAAGAAGCUCGGCGUUGGGGACGGCCGGCAGGUCACCGAGGCGGCUGACAGCACCAAUGGCUACCGGGAGCGGCCGGGGCAGGCCUCGGCACCCAGCCAGAGGUGCUGCUGCAGGGUGGAAGAGGCAGUGGAUGGGGUGCGCUUCAUCGCAGACCACAUGAGGAGCGAGGACGACCACCAGAGCGUAAGCGAGGACUGGAAGUAUGUGGCCAUGGUGAUUGACCGCCUCUUCCUGUGGAUCUUCGUCUUCGUCUGCGUCUUCGGGACCAUCGGCAUGUUCCUCCAGCCGCUCUUCCAGAACUACGCCACCAACUCCCUGCUGCAGCUCAACCACGGCCUGCCUAGCUCCAAAUAGGGCUGGGGGAAGGCAGGCGGCCCUGCCCUGUGCGUGCGGAGCCAUCACCCCCGGGAACGUUCGCAGCCACAUGGCAAAGACAGCGGCCUGGUGCAUGUUGCUGGAGCAUACCGGCCUGGGGGGUUCCCUGGGGCUGGGCCCGGGGCAGUCUUGGGAUGGGGGUCUCAGGGCCUUGCUGCUGUUUUCAGUGCUGCCUCCGCCCAAAUGCAUCCUGGCUCCCGCUGCUGGGGCAGCUCCACGUCCGCCCCAUUGAGAGCAAAGCCUCAGGAGCUGACGGAGGAGACCGGCCACGAGCUCUAGACCCAGAUCCAGGCAGGGCGCAGCUCAAGGUACCCCAGCCCUUCCUGGGAGGGAUGGGACUGCUCCAGCAACUGCACUUGAGGGUCAAGGAGGGCUCCCCUCCCCCCAGAGAUUAGUGAGGUCAAACAAUCCCCACAGUAGCAAGGCAUGAGUGGAGCAGGGUGGUUGAUCUCUGCAGUGAAGCCUGCUGCCAGUGUGGCUGGGUGCCAUCCAGUCACAUGCAGCAGGGGCAGGGCUGGCUGGGGAUGCUCCAGCUCAGCAUGGCAGGGCACAGGCAACAUCAGGGGGUGAACGGGCCCCAGGCUGCAUUGAACUGUAUCCAUGAAAGCUCGAUUAGAUCAUUAUAAAUUGUGUCCAGGCCCUUGCCUGGUGCCCUGGAGCUACUGAGGACUGGAGUAGGGUGGAGGGAGAUGGACAGUGCAUGUGCAGAAUGGAAACCCAAGGCCAGUGCCAUGGUUCCUGGGCAGGCAAGAAUUAGUCUCCUGGGGGGAAAUUUUAAAUCAAGCACCUCCUAUAAAUAGCGUGAAUCCUCCAGGCUGCUUGGAAGGGCACCAUGGAGCAGAGGGACAGGCUAAGCACAUCAUUGUGCUGCAAGUCUUGCUCUGUAAACAAUUGCAGCCAGGAAUUUCUCAGCUUACCCCCAGCCAGGUGUAAAGGGUCCCGGCCUGCUCCCGAACAUCUGACUGCUAGUAGACUGCCACUUCCCCUGGGGGGCAAAGCUGGGUGCAGUGGAAGUGGGACUAGAUUUUAGUGAUAUUUCAAAUCAAAAGAUGUUUGAGUACAAAGCAGCCAUGACAGAAGAGCCCCCGCGGGCCAAAGAACGCUGUCCUGGCUGGUCAGCUGCCCACGGAGCGCUCAGGAUCACUGUCCCACCUGCCUGACAUCUUCCCCGGGCUCUGCUGUAGAGAGGCUCGGGGACAAGCCCUCUCCCUGCUUUGCACAAUGGCAGAAUCCAAAGUCCUGGAGACCAGUCGGAGCAGAGCUCUGCAAUGCCAGGCUAGCAUUCGGGAGCGGGAUGGCUCAGAGAGGGAAUCCAGCCCAACCUUGCACGCAGCACCUUGGCCCACGCCUGGAGAGAGAAGGCAGCAGCCCUGGGCAGCCAGAUGGGAUGCUGCCUCCACGUGCCCUAGGCUGUCUCAGUCAGAUUGGAUGCAGGAAGACAGCUCCCGUUCUCUGCCUAUUCCCACCCCUUCGCUUUAAACAGCGGCUCAGUCACGCUUUUGGGUUCUGCUUUUAACUCCCCACUCCCAGACACGGGAGGGGGCAGUACCAGGCCUAUACUCACCAGGAACGUAACACAGUCCCUUUAUGGCGUAAGCAGCACCACACCACGGGUGGCGGGCAGGGCGAGCUCUGCUUGGGCACUGGCUGGCCGCUUUGAAGGAGUCUCUUUAGCCCCUUUCAGACGUUGUUUAUUUUUUGCAUCAUGUUUUCACUGAGCCAUUGACAAGUCCCCCUUUGCUUAGCUUUGAAGGCACCAGGUUUCCCAGUGGUUACAGUGGGACCCUGUGCAGCCACGAGGUAUAACCCUACCCUGGAGCAAUAGCCAGGGGCCCUGCAUGCGCCUUCUGCUCCAGCUGGCUGCAGCCAGGAGCUCCAGGCCUUGGCAGAGUUUUGCUGUUUUCCUCGGUUUUCAAAGUGGCCUAAGCGCCCAUCACUGGCACUACACCUCGCAGGCCUGGUCCCCAGAGCCUUCUACUGCUCCGAGCAAAGCGAGAACCAGCAGUGCUCCAGGAAGGGGCUGUACUGUUCUGACAUGUAAUAAAACUGCUCUUGGGCAGGACAGUCUUUGCCUGAAAUAAGCUUGAGCUCAAAUGUAACAGCAGCAGCCUGUACUGUGGGGCCCACUGUGGGCAGAUGCUGCCCUCCCAGCACUCCCACGGCCCUCCCAGCCUCUCUCCAGUCACCCUGUUAACCAGGAAGGUAAGUCACAGCCACGGCACCGUGUGGAUACGUCCUUUGAGUGGUGCACAUUAGCAGCACACCCGGCCCUUUGAACCCACAGGGCUGCGACUCACUCGAUCAGAGCUGUCUGGCCAAAGGGGCUCCUUCAAGUCUAGCUGGGAGGCUGCAUGACAAGGCUCCAUGCCCCCAGGGCUCUGGGCUUGCCCACUCUGGCACUGCUCUGGGAGCUAGAAAAUUACUCCCCUCCUCACCGGGAGGGGGAAGCCCAACUCCUCAGCCAAUCCCCAAGGCAGCCAGGCAAGUUUAGGGGCAGAUUGUUAAUGUGGAGGAUGAUUAGCCACUGGAACCAACUACCAAGGGGAGUGGUGGAGCUGAUCUGCGGUGGGCUUCAGAUCCAGUUUGACAUGCAUUAGCCAGACACAAGUCACUGGGCGCAAUAUGGGAGCACUAGGGUGACAUUGCCUGGCCUGUGUCACCCAAGAGGUCAGAGUGGAUGAUCUGAUGGUCCCUUCUGGCCUUUAAAUCUAUGAAUCGCCAACUCUCUCUCCUUUGAGGAGGGGGGUUAUUCCCUUGCUUCAGCACAGCUGGAGUUACGCAGUUAAGUGCCCAGGGAUGGACAGAAGGGUGCCCCAGCUCCAGUGACGGCAGAGCAAGCCUGGGGCCAGGGAUAGCAUCACUUCAGAAUUCACUCGAGAGCUUUGAGAGGGGGAGAGAUUUAACCUGCCCCUGCAGAGCUGCUACUCAGCACAGACCCCCCCCCCCCCGUCCGGGGAGCAGACCCCCACCUGGUUACGAAAUCAGUGCGGGACAUGGUUCAGCUGUCAGCACUUUGUCCAGCUGACGAUCAAAUAACUCCAUCGUUUCCCUUCUGAGCGACUCCAUCUCCAUGCUUGCUGCCAUUUAAAUUAACACCAGCUUUGGCCCCACUUUUCAUCUCCCAGGAAUUAAAACAACCCACAGAAUGGAGCUGUCUAACAAUACAGAUUUUUUUUUUAAUUUUUAUGCGGAAUGUUAGGACUUAAAAUCAUCAGUAUCGAGGGGCCCUUAAAAGCAGACUUACAAAAAUUAAAAUAAAAUAAAAAGGAGGGUUACAGUUCUCCCAUGAAUAAAUGUACAUUUGUGUACACUCAGCUCUCCAGAGCCAGUGUGGCAAGAGAAGGAAUCUAACAUUACAGAAAUGAAAGGGGGUGUGGGUAGGACGAGUUUGCAGGAGACAGUCCCCAAAUGAUGCAUACCAGGAAGUGCUCCGACCCUCUGACAGGGCAACUAAUUACAAAUAAAAUAAAUGGGGGCAGGGUGGAGACGGCACAAGUCGAUGCCAGAACUGUGGAGUAAAAACAGGUCUGGGUCUCUUCAAUUACUUCAGAGGGGCAGGCUGCCCUCGGCCUCACCCCCAGCCUCCCGCACUGCAACCCACGCAGCACUUGACCAUUCAAUUCCAGAGCAAUCAAUUCGCCCCUUCUCCCAGGGCCAGGCUAAAUCAGACUAGCUUCUGACAAAGCCCAGGCCAGCUCAGGUCAAAUGCAGCCAACAUCUGGAGCAAACUGACCCCAUGACCUGGGGCCUCGGAUUCUAGGUCUAGCAGGGCAGGCAGGCUGGAUGGGACUGGGUCCAUUAGCUGGGAGGCCUGUGCUUCUUCCAAGAAAGAAGAAGAAAUUUGCUGGCCCUGCUAGCACAGCACCAGCAGGCAGCCCCAUGGCCCCCAACCCCCAGGGCAGGCUGGAGCACAGCCACCAUUCAGCGUUCCCAACACAGACAGAACCUGCCUUAGAGCCCAUCACCCAAGACAGCGGCUUAGAUUCCUGCAAACAACAAAGAGGAGAGGUUGGCUGGGCCGGAGUCCUGUAGACAAGACAAAAUUCAUGACCGUUUCAAGGCACGGUUUGAAAACAAAGAGGCCAGGCUCUAAAAGAUCCCUGGUCCCGUUUUGAUGCCUAACCAGCCACGGGCUAGUCAUGGAACUGGUCUGAAGGGAUGUUUG
This is a messenger RNA of Dermochelys coriacea (leatherback sea turtle), 5937 nucleotides long. RefSeq names its product cholinergic receptor nicotinic beta 2 subunit (gene CHRNB2). Gene Ontology annotation, cellular component: postsynaptic membrane; neuron projection; synapse. Gene Ontology annotation, molecular function: transmembrane signaling receptor activity; acetylcholine-gated monoatomic cation-selective channel activity. Gene Ontology annotation, biological process: monoatomic ion transmembrane transport; chemical synaptic transmission; signal transduction. The record is from RefSeq and is a predicted model, not a curated record. Bases 198 to 1751 code for a protein of 517 amino acids. Lineage: Eukaryota; Metazoa; Chordata; Testudines; Dermochelyidae. The transcript has 6 exons.